AUGCUUGAACAAAAGGUAGUCUCCUUUGAGCUGGGUGGCGGCUUCAGCCUCAUCGGCGCCGAGAUCUUUGUCGAUGAGGAAGACUACACAGGCGUCUCCAUUGCGGCGAACAAUCUAUCCAGCGACUUCACAAGGGUCACUGGGCGACACUGCAACCCCAUUGUCAAGGCUUGCCCCUCGGCUCCUCCGGCUCGGUCAUGUAUCGUCAUUGGCUCUCUCACUCAGUCGCCGACGAUUCAGCUCUUAAGAGACCAAGGCAAGAUUGAUCUUGACCAGAUUGAGGGGAAAUGGGAGUCCUGGAUCACAACGACUAUACGUGAUCCCUUUGAGGGUUAUGACAAUGCUCUGGUCAUCGCCGGGAGCGAUAAACGAGGAACCAUUUUCGGAACCUAUUCUCUCUCGGAGCAGAUUGGCGUGUCGCCAUGGCAUUGGUGGGCUGAUGUGCCUCCGAAAAGGCAGCAGCAGAUCUUUGCUCUGCCUGUGACGACACGCAAUGGCGAGCCCAGCGUCAAGUACCGUGGCAUCUUCAUUAACGACGAGUGCCCCGGCAUGGACAGCUGGGUUCACGAAAAGUUUGGCCCCAAGUUCGAUGCCAACUUGUACCAUUACGUCUUCGAGCUUCUCUUACGACUCAAGGCGAAUUUCAUGUGGCCUGCUAUGUGGCGAGGUUAUCCGUAUCCCGGACGAUCCUUCUUCGUGGAUGACCCUAAGAAUCAGGAGCUGGCCGAUACCUAUGGUAUCGUGAUUGGCACCUCUCACCAUGAGCCGAUGCAAAGGGCAAUGAACGAGUGGUCCACUACUCAGCCAGAAGGCACCUGGAACUGGGAUACAAACAAGGAAAAGAUCACACAGUAUUUUGAAGAAGGAGCCGAGAGGGCCGUACCCUACGAAUCCUAUUUCACAAUGGGAAUGCGAGGCGAAGGCGAUGUGCCCAUGACAGGAGGCGAUCCCGUCAAGAUCCUCACCGAAGUGCUGGAUGUGCAGAGGGACAUCAUCAAGAAGAACUAUGGCAAGGAAGACGGUGUCCUGCAGCUCUUGGCGCUCUACAAGGAGGUUCAGGGAUACUAUGACAAGGGGCUUGUUAUUCCUGAUGACGUGACACUCUUGUUUGGAGAUGACAAUUUUGGGAAUCUGCGCCGUCUCCCGACGGAAGAGGAGAAUAAGAGGUCCGGUGGCUCAGGUUUCUACUACCACUUCCAGUACACGGGCUACCCGCGCUGCUACAGAUGGAUCAACAGCAACACUCUGGGCAAGGCCCUUCACCAGCUCCAGCUGGCUCACUACCGGGGCGCCAAUCGCAUAUGGAUCUUCAAUGUCGGAGACUUGAAGCCUGUGGAGAUCCCCAUGAGUUUUGCGUUUGACCUGGCUUGGGAUGUCACAUCCAUCACGGCCACCAGUCUGCCGCAAUACUUUGAACAUCUUGCUACGCGGGAGUUUGGUGAAAAGUACGCAGGUCCGAUUGCGAAGUCCUGGUAUGACUUCAACAAGCUGGUGGCGAUACGCAAGCAGGACCACAUCGACGCCUCUACCUUUGUCAUCCAAAAGUACCAUGAAGCUGACAAUAUCAUUGCACGAUGGCGGCAACUCAUGGAAGAUGUUCAGGCGAUACAUAAACACAUCGGCGAGGAACACAAGUCUGCCUUCUUCCAGCUCGUGCUUCACCCUGUCAAAGCGACGUACAUCUUCACUCAAGUGCGCGUCGCCCAGUACACAAAUCAGCUCUUUGCCAAACAGCGCCGAAACACGACCAACGUCCUGCUUAAGAAGUGCAUCAAUCUUAUGGAUGAUGAUCAUGAUCUGUACGAAGAGUACAAUUCCAUCUCGGAUGGCAAAUGGAACCUCAUGCUUCGCCAGCCUCACUACGGCUACGGCGAUACCGGUGCGGAACCGUCGCGGAAUAUGAUCGAUGGGCUUUGCUAUGUGCAGACAAGAGAAGACUCGAACCCCAGUGUUGGCCACAUGGGAAUAGCCGUUGAAGGCAUCGAGGGAAUCAACCCCGGCCAUAUCAACGAGGACUCUGACAGAACACACCCUUCCCGCGGCUUCCUCGAGCCCGGCGUCACCCUUCCAUUCAUUACGCCCUAUGGUGAACAGACUCGCUACUUUGAGGUCUUCCAUCGCGGCACAAAGGAGUUUUCGUGGGAGGCCCGACCGCAGUACAAGUGGAUCAAGCUUUCUCAGUACGAAGGGCAUCUGAAGCCCCGAGACGACGACACCAGAGUCAUCAUCACCAUCGACUGGGCGCAAGUGCCCGCUAACUUUGACGCAAAAGUCAUAAUUGAAAUCGUUGGAACUCGUGACGGCUACGAACAAGUCCACAUGGGUGUCCGGAAUAACCGAGUCCCUGCAGACUUUGAGGGCUUUGUCGAAGAGAGCGGGCACUUGGCCAUUGAUGCCGGCAAUUGGGUCACGGCGCCAUACAUUCAGCUUCCUGCUCUGGGCCGGCCUAUUGCAGGAGCUGUUACUUUACCAUUUGAUACCGACUUUGGCAAGGCCGACGAGCUUCCGUUCCUGCGCUACCCGAUCUACGUCUUCUCGCAACACGACAGUACGAACCUCGAGCUCCAAUUCAACACUACGCUUGAAACCGAAAAGACGAGCAGAAUGCAGUACGACGUGCGCUUUGACGGAGGACCCAUCGGCACAUACCGUCUCACAGAGGACGAGAACAACGCCGAGAACCUCCCCAGGGGGUGGCCCACGGCCGUCAUGGAUUGCGUCUGGAGAAAGGCCCACAACAUGGGCAGGGUGACGACGGGCAGCCACACGAUUGAGGUGCGGAUUCGGAGCCAGAACAUCUGUCUGGAGAAGCUGAUUCUUGAUCUUGGGGAUUUGCGGUACACGUAUCUGGGGCCGCCGGAGAGUGAAUAUGUGAAGAAGGGGGAUAGUCGAAGCGUGAGGCGGGGGAGUGUUAUUGGGCAGAUGGACAGCUUGCGGAUUGAUUUGGGAUUCUAA
Trichoderma citrinoviride is the source of this 2955-nucleotide messenger RNA. Its product is annotated as glycoside hydrolase family 115 protein. The transcript is spliced from 2 exons. The record is from RefSeq and is a predicted model, not a curated record. Bases 1 to 2955 code for a protein of 984 amino acids. NCBI's taxonomy places the organism in Eukaryota, Fungi, Ascomycota, Sordariomycetes, Hypocreales, Hypocreaceae.